Messenger RNA from Triticum urartu, 937 nucleotides. RefSeq names its product protein BUD31 homolog 1. NCBI's taxonomy places the organism in Eukaryota, Viridiplantae, Streptophyta, Magnoliopsida, Poales, Poaceae. The record is from RefSeq and is a predicted model, not a curated record. Gene Ontology annotation, cellular component: nucleus; spliceosomal complex. Gene Ontology annotation, biological process: mRNA splicing, via spliceosome.
UGUACAUGCCGGUGCGGCACCGUCUUUUGCCCUCACCCUCCCGACAUCCCGCCCCCUCGCCCUACCCUAAUCCGAUCCGACCCAACGCGGCUCCAGUGCCGCCGCCGUGCCCUAACCUCUCCUCCGCGGCUCCCAACCCGUCGCCGCCCGGACCCCUCCGCCUUUCACGCGAGUCGCCGCCACUGCCGUUCCCGUUCAACCCCACCGCGUCGCCCUGCCGUCCCAACCCCGUCCGGCGAUUUCGGUCAUCGUUUCUGAGGUUUGUGCAUUCCAAGCCAGCCCUAGGACACCUCUUGUGACAGUAUGCCUAAGAUAAAGACAAGCCGUGUGGAAUACCCCGAAGGAUGGGUGCUUAUCGAGCCCACAAUCCGUGAGCUGGAUGCCAAAAUGAGAGAAGCUGAAAACGAUACACAUGACGGGAAGAGGAAGUGUGAAGCACUCUGGCCAAUUUUCCGCAUUUCUCAUCAAAGAAGCCGUUACAUAUAUGAUCUUUUCUAUAAAAGGAAGGAAAUAUCAAAGGAGCUGUAUGAGUUCUGCCUGGACCAGGGUUAUGCAGACCGUAAUCUGAUUGCAAAGUGGAAAAAGCCGGGUUACGAGCGCCUGUGCUGCCUUCGCUGCAUCCAGACCCGAGACCACAACUUUGCGACUACGUGUGUGUGCCGGGUCCCCAAGCACCUGAGGGAGGAGCAGGUGAUUGAAUGUGUCCACUGUGGCUGCAAGGGAUGUGCCAGCGGCGACUAACUGACUAGUUAUGUGCAUUCAUUAUGUGUCGUCGAAUCUAUGGUUCUAAAGUGAGCACUCUGGUUAUUUCUUAAUCGUGUUCUUUAGUAAAGAACAGUCGUCCUGUAAUGUAAGCACUUGGCAGAUAUCUGUUGCGGCUGUAGUCUGUACACAAUCGGUCAUCCAGUUUUUAUCCAUUGCUUCAUCAUUAUCAUCC